Messenger RNA from Bolinopsis microptera, 1179 nucleotides. Its product is annotated as zinc finger protein 830-like. The record is from RefSeq and is a predicted model, not a curated record. Gene Ontology annotation, molecular function: zinc ion binding; nucleic acid binding. Gene Ontology annotation, biological process: mitotic DNA damage checkpoint signaling; nuclear DNA replication; mitotic DNA replication checkpoint signaling. NCBI's taxonomy places the organism in Eukaryota, Metazoa, Ctenophora, Tentaculata, Lobata, Bolinopsidae. Bases 2 to 1093 code for a protein of 363 amino acids. Gene Ontology annotation, cellular component: spliceosomal complex; nucleus. The transcript has a single exon.
GAUGUCUACGAAACUAGCGAAAUUCAAAGCUGCUCAUCCUGGUCAAAAAGUGGAUCAUCCUCUCGCAAAGUAUAAUUCAAAGGGCGAUUUGUAUUGUUUGCUCUGUAAUACUUUGAUCAAAAAUUCAAAUGUAUGGAAAGUUCACCUAUCAUCGAAAACACAUAAAGAGAGUAUGAUACUGUUUAAAGCCGGUAAGAGCAGACCUACAGACUCAUUAAAAAGGUCAGCUCCAAAAAUAGAAGAAGCACCUCCACGUUCAUUAAAGAAACUUAAAUCUAACACCACAAAUUCAGAGGGUGCAGUAACUAAAUCUGAGGACGUUGCUACAUCCAAUAUUAAAAACAGUGAUUCAUCUUUUAGUAGUAUUAAAACAGGAAUAUUGAAACCAUCCUCAAAGGUUGUUCCUAAAUUGCCUGAGGGAUUUGUACCCAAGAGCAGACUGAAAGGUCCUGCUGGAACUGCAAAUAACGCUGUGCCUAGCGAAGAAAAUGCAGAACUAAUAAGGGCAACAGAACUGAAAUCUAAUCUUCCCUCUGGCUUCUUUGAUGACAAUAUUGUUGUCACAGCGCAAAGUGAUGGUGAAAAAUUGGAAUCUGAGCAAGAUUCAAAUGUAGAAGAAGAAAUUAAGUCAGACAAUCCAGCUUCUAUUCUGCCGGAUGGGUUUUUUGACGAUGCACGUGAAGAUGCUAAAGCUCGAAAAGUAGAGUAUAAAGACCCUCAGGAACUGGAAUGGGAAAAGUUUCAGAAUGAAAUGGAGCAUGAGGACAUCAGAUAUAAUACUAUAAUAGAAGUAGAUGAUCAGAAGCUAAGGGAAGAACGGGAUGUUGAUAUUGGAAUAGAGCAAAAGUUGUGGGAUUAUCGUGUUGAGUCAAUGGCUGAUUCAGUCAAGACUGGUGAAAUCUGUGUUGCAGAUAAGCAAGCUUUUGAAGUAAAAUUAGGGAAAAACGAGAAAAUAGAAUCAGAUGGGCUUAAAGGGGAAGCCAUGGACAUAAAGGAAGAAUCAGGUGUUGAUGUGAAGAUGGAAGAUGACAGUAUGAGUUCUGAUGAUGAUUUUGAUGAUGUCAUGGACUGGAGAAUUAAGAAAGGGGUGUAACCAAUGAAUGAUGAUUUAUACUUUUAUCCACUUUUUCAUAAAAUGUAUGAUAUUUAUUGAUAAAUUAAUGGUUAGAUUAAAUGCAA